GAAACUGAGUGCUAUAUUACUUUCUUCUCCUUUAUACAAUUCUCUAUUACCAAAUAUUUAAAACUGCUUGUUAAUUUUAAUUGUUUUAAGAAAUUUUAAGUAAUAUUCUUUGUAAUUUAUUAAAAUAAAAAUCAAAUAUAAUGCAUAAAAAUAUAAUACAAAUUGUAUACAGUUACAAAAUAGCAAUAAAGUGAUAAAAUAUUAAAGUAAAAUUGUACUUUGUACUUUUUUAUAGUAACACAAAAUAAUUAUAAUUAAUAUUAAAAUAAUAGACACAAUUUUUGCAAAACUUGAUAGACAUUACUACUUCAGUAAGUAUAACUUUAAAACCUAUAUAAGUACACAUACAUUGCAUCCUGUGUUUUACUCUUUUAAGACACUUAGCCUGAUAACUUGCCAUACUAAACACUAAUACAAACUAAUAAAAUAAACUUAUAAUAAAACGCAGUAUACUUAUGCGCUAUGGAAUCUGUAGUAUAAUCAUGUAAAUAUAUACAAGGUGAUUAUUAAUGAUUUGAACAACUAUUUACCAUAAGAGAUGACUUACUGACUUCACUUAAUAUAAAUUACAUGGAGAGCAGUCGGUAAGUCUUUUCUUUUGUUUUAUAUGUAUGCUUAAUGUUCUGCAUCCUUUGAAAUCUUAUACGUCUUAUUUAAACGUUCGAUCAUAUUAUGCGUCAGAUAAAUAGGAAUAGAACCAAUCUAUUUUUUGGUACUUGGUACUUUGGCAUUAUGUAAUAUUAGAAUUAAUUUUUGCUUUUUACAAAUAUUUGCCAUUAAAUUUUCAAAUAUAAUUUGUAUACAUUUAGUUAACGUUUGUCAGCUUGAACAACGUAUAGGCACUUUUCAAUUAUUUAGGCCUGAUAUCAAUCUUGAGUUUGUUUAUAGCUUUCAAUAAUUUUUUCACGAUUAAAUUCUUUAUCAAAUCAUUUGCCAAAAGAGACAAAAACUAUUUUGCUUCUGAUAAUAAUUUGAGCUAACAAACUUUUUUAUGUUACGGCUGGAAAAAUAUUUCUUAUGACAAUGUUGCUAUUCGGUAAUGUAAGUAAUUUAAUGAUUAGUAUAUUAAUUAUUUAUUCUUUAUUAAUGUUAUUACACAAUAAAGUAUUAACUUUAGUUAACUUUAAUAACAUUAUAACUGUAAUACUUAAUAAUAAUACAUUGCGUUAAUUACUGUUAUAUUGAGAUUAUAAUGUUUUAAAUUUAAUUAUGUUUAAUUAUGUUAAAAAAUAUUAUUUAUUGUACGUGUUUUAAGUAUUGCAGUUGAUAUAGACACAUGGCAGUAAUAUUUCUGUUCUAUUAGCAAUGCAAAAUUUAAUUUAAUUUUUAUACUUACAUUUACCUGAAUAAUAGACGUAAGAAUAAUAUUAUUAUUUCAACAAAAAAUAGUAAUAUCACGAUAUUAAAUUGGAAAUCAAUUAAAUAUAAAUAACUGAUGCUAACAAUCUUGAAAACUUGCUCUCUCAAAUUACUCUAAACAAUUUAUCACUUAGUGAGACCAGCGAUCUCGUAUCUUGUCACUUUUUUAUUUUGUGAACUGUUUGCGCUACUUUCAUAUUUACUUAUACAAUGACUGAAUUAAUUUGGAAAUAUCAUUUACAAAUAAUAUUUUCUUAUGUAUUAUAUAAAUCCAUAAUACAUAACAAUUAACAUUGAAUAAAAUUACAUUUAUUAGAUGUUAUUAAUAAUACCUAUUAUUCAUGUAUAAAUUAACUACUCCAAAAAGACACGGUGCAAUUAAUGAGUUUGUCUAGUAGGAGUACAAUAAAAGAUUAAAGCCUACGGCAAGCUUACGAUUUAGGAAAUUAUUUGAAGCUCUACGUGCUGUUUGAUACAUUUCUAGCAAUUUACUAGAUCGCACAAAAAAUCGCAUUGUACUAUAUGUUGCUAGUUUAAGAAGGGUUAUGGAUUUACUAAACUUCACGUACUCAUCGCCAAUUCACUAAUGCCUGUAACGAGAGUGGGAGACACGACAACAGAAAUACGCUUCAACGUAACUCAAAAAGAAAAAAGGUAAAUUUUGAAUGGGCGACUAAACUUAAUCGUCUUACGCUGAAUGUUGCCGGCUUAUGGCCGAAUAUUCACGAAAAUGCCUCUGACAGAUUCUUGUCAAACUUGCGUGCAAUGUUUUCAUUGUUCCUGCUCGUCUUCGUUGGCAUGAUUCCAGCAUUGCAUUCGCUGGUGAGAACAUGGGGUGACAUGAUGGCAACAAUAGACAACUUGCAAUUUACUUUACCAUUGUUGACGACAAUAAUAAAACUGGUGAUCAUAUGGUGGAAGAAACCUGAUCUCGUAUUGGUGUUAAACACAAUUGCCGAUGAUUGGUCAAAUGUCAAAAGCGACAAAGAACUGCAUGUCAUGAUAAAACGUGCACAAAGUGCGCGUGUAGUUACUAUAUUUGGGUAUAUUCUUAUGGCUGUAGCAUUAUUUUUACUCAUAUGUCUACCCUUUUUUGGAACAUCAUUAAGAUAUAGAACAAAUAUAACGGAUCCAAUUAAAGUAUUACCUUUGCAAAGCCAUUACUUCUACGACAAAAAUCAAAGUCCAUAUUUCGAACUGACCUACGCCGCGCAAGCCCUUCUACUCAUAAUGUCUGCUGCAUCUUACACCGGCGUAGAUAAUUUACUUGGAUUAUUGAUAUUUCAUUUGUGUGGACAAAUGGAAAACCUCAAAGAACGAAUAACCAAUAUAAAACAAUUUAAGAAUUUCAAUGGUGGUCUCGCUAUCAUCGUCAACGAUCAUAUACGAUUAAUCAAAUAUUUUGAUAUUGUUGAAAGUACAUUUACUGUAUUAUUACUUGGUUUAUUACUAUAUUUUGGAACAUUAUUUUGUCUAUAUGGAUUUUUAAUCGUCGCAGUACUAACAGAAGGAAGAGAAAUGUCAAUGAUCCGUCUGAUAUAUCUUAUAUCUGUAGCGUUAAACGUUUGUGGUCACAUGUGUCUGUAUUGCGUAGUAGGAGAAAUUUUAGUAGCACAAUGUGAAGGAAUAUAUCAUGCCGCAUAUAAUUACGAAUGGUAUAAGUUAAAUCCGGAAGAAGCAAGAACUUUGAUUAUAAUAAUGAUUCGAGCCCACAAAACUCUCCAUAUUACUGCUGGAAAAAUGUUUCCUAUGACACUAUCGAUGUUUUGCAAUUUAAUAAAAACAUCAGCCGGAUAUGUAUCUGUUCUACUUGCGAGACAAGCACGACAACGCAAAGCACCUGCCACCGUCACACGAUCAUAAAUAACGCGCGCAUGAGUAGCCGGAGGAUUCCAUGAU
Messenger RNA from Solenopsis invicta (red fire ant), 3258 nucleotides. RefSeq names its product odorant receptor 43a-like. Gene Ontology annotation, biological process: detection of chemical stimulus involved in sensory perception of smell; sensory perception of smell. Bases 2125 to 3222 code for a protein of 365 amino acids. The record is from RefSeq and is a predicted model, not a curated record. Gene Ontology annotation, molecular function: odorant binding; olfactory receptor activity. Gene Ontology annotation, cellular component: plasma membrane. Lineage: Eukaryota; Metazoa; Arthropoda; Insecta; Hymenoptera; Formicidae. The transcript has 8 exons.